GUUUUUUACCAGUGCAUCGAAGCAUGGACUCAUCCAUCGCCGCAGUGCCGCGGCACACGGACGACUACAAUGCCUCUUACCGGGACAACGUAUGGCUGGGCCAGUUCCCUCUGGACCACCAGUCGGUCCUGUACUACUUUGCUGGGUCUCCAUGGUACGACAAGAGCUGCAACAACGAGAUCCUCAAGAUGCAACGUCGGCCGCUCGAACAUCUCCAAGGCAUGACCGGCAUCGAGUACGAGCUCCAGCCAAACGAAGCAAAACAGCUUCCCCAAGUCCUGUAUGUCAUCCACAAGAAGAAUCGCACAAGUCCACGCACGGCCAACGUCAUGGCCGUGUAUUACGUCCUCGACUGCACCAUCUACCAAGCCCCCAACACGUACACACUGCUCACGUCACGCUUGAAGAAGUGCAGCUACCGCAUCAACAAAGCAUUCAAGGCUCUCAGUGCGGGAGUGCGUUUCAGUCCCACUGAAGGCUACGCGUGGGACUUUAGCACGGAAGAGUCUCCCGCGCCCGUGAUUCCCUCCGAGCAAUUGGCGGCCAAGCUCAAGCGCAAGUACGAAAAAGAAGAAAAAAUUAAGCAGAACAGCGCGCGCGUGGACAGCAUUCUGUUUGGACUCAUCAAAAAGGUACCAAUCUUAGCUGAAUAUGCAUACGACCAUGCAAGUUGAUCAUCAUGCGAUGCAGUAUGCGCCGGACGUGCUCGAGAACAAGGGAGCAGCGGGGGAAGUCAAGACAGAGCAGCAGCCUCAGCCAGACGGUCCGCAAGCGAAGCGACAAAAGGUGGCCACGGCCACCACCACUUAACAAACGACAACAUGAGAGUUUACUUGGAUUUUUUGCCUUCGGACGUUUGAGUUGUUGCUUUCUCGGGCGUGUUGGGGUCGUCGCUGUCGUCACCGUCAUCGCCAGCGGACGUCUUCUCUUGAGGGGGUUGCACCGUCUUGGCCUUGGUGGACACGACGGGGCUCGACGGAUUCGGCACGUCAACACCACCCUUCUUUCCACUCGUCGUAGCACGAGACGGCUUUGGAUCGUCUUGCUUCAACGACUUAAAGAUCGUCGGCAGCAAGAGGAACACCACCAGGAAGAGCGCAAACCCUGCCGUGAUCCAUACGUUCUCUCCGCAAAUGUUGUUCACGGGGGAUGGCAGGCAGUACUCCGCCGCUGGCACGGGCACGCGGCUUCGGCUCGGGAUGGUCGGUCGUGAGGCCAUCAAGUCUGGAACAGUUG
Messenger RNA from Aphanomyces astaci, 1236 nucleotides. RefSeq lists its product as hypothetical. Gene Ontology annotation, biological process: regulation of transcription by RNA polymerase II. Lineage: Eukaryota; Oomycota; Saprolegniomycetes; Saprolegniales; Verrucalvaceae. Bases 24 to 674 code for a protein of 216 amino acids. The transcript is spliced from 3 exons. Gene Ontology annotation, cellular component: mediator complex; core mediator complex. The record is from RefSeq and is a predicted model, not a curated record. Gene Ontology annotation, molecular function: transcription coactivator activity.